CUGGACAUUGACAUGAUGUUUGUCAGCUGACCAGAAAUGAAGUCUGCUGUUAAAUGGAGUUUGUGUCGGUCUAACACUUAGAAAAGACAGCAGCAACAGCGAGGGAGUCUCCGGCAGUGAGCACUAAAAGACUGACUUCAUAUGGGACUUCUGCAUCACUGAGUCGAGAUCCCUGGAUUAUUUUCUCCCAGCUCCAGCACAGAGACAUCUCCAGAGUAUGGAUUCUCAACAAAUACAGCCAGCUUUUUCCUUUGUGGACAAGCACAGGUAGAACUUUCUGCUCAACACAUCUUGCUGCUGUGACUGCCUCAACCUUCUUCUAUCUAUUUCAUCUUUGUUUUGGGAGUAUCCUGGACCCUGUUUAUGAAAAUGGACAGCACAGAGCCCCUGCAGUCGAGUCUCAACUCAUCUUAUCUUCCAACUGCACUUGGCAACCACGUCAUAUCUGAUGAUGAGGACAGCGAGGACCAUAGUCCCUCUGCGUCCCUUAUUCCCAAAAAUUCCCCAGUGCCUCUGGCUGUGCGCUACAGUCCAGAAGACUCGUACUGUUUGGUGUACAUCAUCUUUUUUUUGAUGGGCAUUGGUUCCUUGCUGCCCUGGAACUUCUUCAUAACAGCCAAACCCUACUGGCUCUACAAAUUCAGCAACAACACUGACCACAGCAGCGGUGAGGAGCAAAGUUCGGACCUCAGUAACUACUUUGAAAGUUAUCUGGCCAUUGCCUCCACGGUGCCAUCUGUGGUGUGUCUGAUACUCAACUAUGUCCUUGUUAACAGGUUGUCUCCAAACAUGAGAAUCCUGUCGUCUCUAUUUGUGAUCCUGCUGGUGUUUGUCAUUACCACGGUGCUGGUGAAGGUGGAUGUGUCGGACUGCAGGAUGGGGUUCUUUACUGGAACGCUGGUCAGUGUGGCUGUCGUCAGUGGAGCCUCCAACAUCUUCUCUGGUAGUAUGUUUGGCAUCAGUGGACAAUUUCCCAUGAGGAUCUCUCAGGCUCUCAUAUCAGGUCAGGCUAUGGGAGGAACGCUGAGUGCCGUAGCAUCAAUAGUGGACCUAGCUGCAGCUAAUGAUGUGACAAACAGCGCUCUGGCCUAUUUCCUGACUGCUGACAUCUUCAUUCUGCUCUGCAUCAUCUCAUAUUUGCUGUUGCCGAAGCUGGCAUACUCAAGACACUAUAUGCUGGGAUCAACACACAACAACCCAGGAGUGAUGAGCGAGGGUGGAGGUGCUGCAAGCGCAGUCCCACCACUGCAGCCUAUCCUUCAGAAGACAUGGGUGCUCGGACUGAGUGUCUUCUAUGUCUUCUUUGUCUCCAUCAUGGUGUUCCCAGCAGUAUCCUCGGGGAUCCAGUCCGUCGAAAAGGACAGUGGCAAUCCCUGGACAACCACUUACUUUGUUCCCCUUACCAGCUUCCUCCUAUACAACUUUGCUGACUUUUGUGGCAGGCAGGCCACAGCCUGGCUGCAGGUACCUGGUCCCACCAGUCGAGUCCUGCCAGCACUGGUGCUGUGCCGCUCCAUCAUUGUGCCACUUCUCAUGUUCUGUAACUACCAGCCGAGGGAGCACCUCCACACAGUACUGUUCGGCCAUGAUGUCUAUCCUGUGGUGUUUAACUGCCUGCUAGGUCUCUCUAAUGGCUACCUAGGCACACUGCCAAUGAUCUAUGGCCCAAAAGUGGUACCAAGGGAGCUGGCAGAGGCCACAGGAGUGGUCAUGUCUUUCUUUCUCACUCUGGGACUGGCUGCUGGAUCUGCAUUCUCUGUACUUCUUGUGCACUGUAUCUGACCACGAUGGUGAACGACCAAGUCAUGUACAUUGGUGCACUCAGUGCAUCCUAUGCUGAUGGGUACCAGAACUUCAAAACAAUGUGUUUGCUAUGAGGGAAAGUGGCAAAGAAGCUUCUCAUUUUACACUUGACAAACAAGCCUUAAUUCUUGAAUACCUCACAUUAAAAUGUUAUGUUUACAUUGA
Messenger RNA from Amphiprion ocellaris (clown anemonefish), 1968 nucleotides. It is a transcript of the gene slc29a3, whose product is annotated as solute carrier family 29 member 3. The transcript is spliced from 7 exons. The record is from RefSeq and is a predicted model, not a curated record. Gene Ontology annotation, molecular function: nucleoside transmembrane transporter activity. Gene Ontology annotation, biological process: nucleoside transmembrane transport. Gene Ontology annotation, cellular component: plasma membrane; Golgi apparatus. Lineage: Eukaryota; Metazoa; Chordata; Actinopteri; Pomacentridae. The coding region runs from base 364 to 1782 and encodes 472 amino acids.